GCCCUCGCACACCCGGGGCCGAGGCCUGGCUCGGGGAGCAGCGCUCCCCUCCCGCCGGACAUCGCAUCUCGGCUGGCGAGUAGCGAGGCAGGUGGCUCCUGGUUCCUUUUCUGCACCCCUUCUCGUCCUUUCCCGACGUUCCUCUCCCUUGGAGAGGCCGUCAGGCUUUUGGGCUGCAUUUUCCCUCUCUGGAUCCUCUAGACUGGUGGACUGUUGACCCUUUUGGAGAAGGCACAGGCACGUUUUCUUACCGCCCUGUGUUGUGCACCAGUACAUAUGCAGAUUUUACCGUAUUCACAUUUUUAUAUGUGUAAAUUAUGCAUAUUUAUGCUAUAGUGAAUGUAUGAAUAUUUUUUUCCAAUAAAUAACAUUGGUAUGUACACACACACCUUGUUAAAUGUACCUGUGAAAGUUAAGAUGUAAGAUGUAGAUGUAAGUAGAUGUAAGACGUGUGUUUUACGUAGACCAUCUCACAGCACACCUGGAGGAUGUAGUGAAUGUAUUGAUCUGCAUGUGGAAUUGAACUUUUCCACAUCCCUGCCUGCUGUGGUUUAACCCCAGAUACCAACUAAGUAGCAUGAACCCACUCACUUGGACACCCUCACAUACCACCACUCUCUCGGUGGGGUGGGAAAGAGAAUUGAAAAAAAACCAAAAAAACCAUGGGUUGAGGUACAAACAGUCUUAUAGUAGAAAUAAAAUGGAUGAUAAUAAUAUAAAAUUAUUUGUAAUGAAAAUGGAGAUAACAAAAAGAGAGAGAGAAAUGGAACCCAAGAAAGAUAAGUAAUGCACAGGACAAUUGCUCACCACCCCCUGAGUGAUGCCCAGCUCAUCUCUAAGCAGCAGUUGGCUCCUCCUGGCCAAUUCCCUCCCACGUUCAUUCACUGAGCAUAAUGACCUAUGGUAUGGAAUAUCCCUUUUGCCAGUUCAGGUCAGCUUGCCUGGUCAUGUUUCUUCCCAGUUUUUUAUGCACCUGGCAGAGCACAGGAAGCUGAAAAGUCCUUGUCUUGAGGUAAGCACUAGUUAGCAGCAACAAAAGCAUCACUGUUUUAUCGACGUUAUUCUGACCAGGUUUGCUUGGCAAGGUUUAGGUAGUGAGGGGUUAUAGGGAUGGCUCCUGUGAGAAGCUGCCAGAAACUUCCUCUGCGUCCAGCAGAGCCAAGGUCAGCUGGCUUCAAGGCAGCUUGAUGCACCCAUCAGCGAUGGUGGUAGCACCUCUGAGAUAAUGUACUUAAGGUUAAAAAGUUGUUGCACAGCAGAAGAGAGAACUGAAAACAGCCCUGCAGACACCAAGGGUCAUCGAAGAAGGAGGGGCAGGAGAUGCUCUAGGUGCAGGGGCAGAGGUUCCCCUUCAGCUCCUGUGCAGAGCAUGGUGAAGCAGCUGUGCCCCUGCAAGCCUGUGGAGGAUCACAGUGGAACAGAGAUCCACCUGCAGCCCAGGGAGGACUCUACACUGCAGCAGGUGGGUGCCUGAAGAAGGCUGAUCCCGUGGGAAGCCCACGCUGGAGCAGGCUCCUGGCAGGACCUGUGGGCACACGAACAGAGCAGCCCAUGUUGGAACAGGUUUGCUGGCAGGACGGACUUGUGACCCCAUGGGGAAGCAGCCUGUUCCUGAAGUAUACGGGGGAAGAGUGGGACUGUGGGGAAUGAAUUCAACUACUCAAGUGCUUUGGAUUAUAUUGGUUACCAUCUAUUAACUUUCAUCAGAAUGGUAAAUGUUUUCUUGUGCCUAUAAGGAGUAAGAAAAAACACUUUACCUGUGUACCACAGCUCUGUAUGACUGGGGUCUGUAUGUUUUAGUUACCGUGCUUUUAAAUGAUGUUGAGAUCAAUACAUGCUUUAGAAGAUGAGGCAAUCACAGAUUAGUGUUAUGUAUAUAUUAACAAACAAAUGCACUCUCUCUUUAGCAUUGAUCUCACUGCAGAUGCAACUACAAGUAAUGCCAGUGUCAAUAGUGAAGACUCGCAGCAAAAAGAGGAUGACAGCAACUUCUCGCUGAUCACCUGGAACAUUGAUGGGCUGGAUCUAGGAAAUCUGCAGGAUCGAGCUAGAGGAGUCUGUACAUACCUGGCAUUAUACAAUCCGGAUGUCGUGUUUUUACAGGAGGUCAUCCCACCACAUCUCCCUUUUCUCCAGAAGAAAGCAAGCAAUUACACUAUUAUUCCAGGUAACAUAGAUGGGUAUUUCACUGCCAUAAUGUUAAAGAAAUCAAGAGUGAAGCUGCUGAAACAUGAGGUAGUGCCUUUUCCAACAACUGCCAUGAUGAGGAACCUUUUGGUUGUGCAUGUGAGCAUAUCUGGUACUGAACUUUGCCUUAUGACCUCUCAUCUGGAGAGCACUAAAAAUCACUCCAAGGAGCGUGUAAAGCAGCUGCAAAUAGUGUUGAACGAAAUGCAGAAGGAGCCAGAGUCCACCACUGUUAUAUUUGGUGGGGAUACAAACCUCAGAGACCGCGAGGUUACUAAACUUGGUGACUUACCUGAGGGCAUUAAGGAUGUCUGGGAGUUCUUGGGUAAGCCUCAACAUUGCCGCUACACUUGGGACACCCAGUCCAACACCAACCUGAAUAUAGCCUACAAGUGCAAGAUGAGGUUUGACCGUCUUUACUUUCGGCCUGCAGUGGAAGGGGGGCAUUUCGUUCCACGAAGCAUGGACUUAAUUGGUUUGGAAAAAUUAGAAUGUGGCAGAUAUCCUAGUGAUCACUGGGGUAUUCUGUGUAAUUUUGAUGUUAUAUUAUAAAAGAGGAAAAAAAUACCUCCAUCGUUGGUGUUUAGAUGAUUUAUUCUUGAUUUUACAAAAUUUUACCCUCUCAGUUUUAAGAUAGGACAUAUUUAAGUUUUUAACCAUAAUACAUUCCUAGUUCUCAGCUUCUGCAGGAACAGCUUCAUUUCAAGCCAGGUUUCUCUUUUCCGGUUGUAUGUAUCUUUUCUUGAAUCAUGUUUUAUAAUAUUUAUUUUUAAAAAUGUCUGCAAAACCAAUCAAAUUCUAGUUUUAAAAUGGCAGGAAAAACCUGUAAGUACAAUUCAUAAACAUACUCAGUGAUUUUAAAGACUUUUAUUUUGGCAUGUGUUAUGAUCUCAUAAUAAAGGCUGCUUUUUUGUAUUUUAAGACUA
This is a messenger RNA of Cyanistes caeruleus (blue tit), 3113 nucleotides long. The record is from RefSeq and is a predicted model, not a curated record. Lineage: Eukaryota; Metazoa; Chordata; Aves; Passeriformes; Paridae.